This is a messenger RNA of Penicillium egyptiacum, 1260 nucleotides long. The record is from the annotation of a GenBank genome assembly. Lineage: Eukaryota; Fungi; Ascomycota; Eurotiomycetes; Eurotiales; Aspergillaceae.
AUGGCUCUCCUAGACCAGAAACCUGGCGCCUUAUCGUGCUCGCAAAGUCACCAAUUCACCCACCAAUAUCAACACACCACAACUGCAGUCAAGCCUACCAUGCUGGCGGCGCCUGCUCCAGUUCUUAUAAACCAGGUGAUCAACGAUAACUAUAUCAGUGAGGCCAAUCGGCAACUUGCACGUCUUUCUAAAGCCAUUGGACAAGAUGAGGUCACGCGAGAGAAGCUGUUGCAUGCCUUUAACUUCUCCGGGGGAGAAUGGUGUCAAAAUGCCAUACCACAGAAGCUGGAUAUAUCAGCCUGGGUCUCCGACGUGAGCAAUGAUCACUCGCCUUUUGAGUACUCAUUGGCUCUAUCGCAACAGACUGGAGCAUCUGAGCUGCGAUUCUUGAUCGAGGCUCAGCCCGAAGAAAACAGCUUAGCUGCCCUCCAAGAAAGGACCUCGCGCUUGACCGACGACAUAGCAACAGAGUACGGCCCCACAAGGGUCUCCCUAGACCGCUUGAACCUCGUUCGAGAUUUAUUUCUCCCCCCAAAUGCUGAGGGUAAGCUAGCCUCAUGGCACAGCUUCGCUACCUCAAAUACACUGGAAAAGUGGAAGAUUUAUUUGAAUCCACUAGCCUCUGGUAGCCAAAACGCCUCCAAAGUGACCCGAGAGGCCCUAGAGCGCCUGGGUCUGGCCAGUUCGUGGGAACUAUUGGACAGCAUCAUGACUGGCGACGACUAUCCUAUCUACUUCUCGCUUGGUCUGUCGCCGGACCCAGAAGACGCCGAAGUCAAGGUAUACGUUGCACACCGCGGUGCGUCUGCAACGCAAAUCGCGCAAAAGCAUGUUAAGAUGGAUCCCAAGUCCAGCGUCCAUGCGAUUGAGAUGUUCUACUCGAUUAUGGCUGGUGGCUCGCUUGGGCCAUACCGUGGAAAACCCGGUUUAUCCUGUUUCCAUUUCAAGAACAAAGAUCCGUCUCGUCCAGCGGCCCGUACAGUCCUCUACCCAAUGGACAGCUACGCAGCAGAUGAUGUCGAAGCGCGGGAACGCAUCGAAACGUACAUGGAUGCCAUUUCUGCGCCUCAGCUCUACCGAGAGAGGUAUAGGAAUGCCAUCAGCUCCGUGCAGCGUCGGCCGUUGGGGGCUGGUCGUGGCAUCCAUAGCUGGGUGAGUAUGAAGGAGAAGUCGGACGGCAAGCGUUCCAAUACGUUUUAUCUCUCCGCCGAACUGUACGGGUGUCUUGUUGAUGACGGCCCCUGGAAUGGUGGCCGCUGA